This is a messenger RNA of Brassica rapa (field mustard), 7388 nucleotides long. RefSeq names its product putative aminoacrylate hydrolase RutD. The record is from RefSeq and is a predicted model, not a curated record. Gene Ontology annotation, molecular function: catalytic activity. Lineage: Eukaryota; Viridiplantae; Streptophyta; Magnoliopsida; Brassicales; Brassicaceae.
UAUUUUAAAUAUAUAUGUUAUAUCUCUAAUAAAAAUUAUGGGCAUAAAGAUAAUUUAUAGUUUUAGUUUUAUAUUUUCAUAUUUCUGUUCUCUAUAUUUUAAUUUUAUUAAAUUUUAAAUUUUAUACAAAAAGACAAAAACAUGAUUUUAUAUUUAUUUAUUUAUGACAAUGUGUUUUUUAAAUGGAAUCAUGAUUCAAAACGGAAUCGUUACCAAGUUUAAUAUCUCAAUUAAUUAUUUUGGUAACAAAAGAUAUCUCCAAAUGAGCAGAAUUUUAUGUAAUUUUCUCAAAUUAUGAUUGUCUUAUCCUCAAAGCCAUCAAGAAUUGUACUACAAUGCCAUGGGAAGAUACAUAGUGUAGAUGUGGUCAAAUGUUUUGGUUUUGUUUGCAGUAAAUUAUUGUCAUAGAAUCAUCGGUUCUCAAUGCAUUGGUGGGAGUGAAAGAUAAUAUACAUUUCAUUGACAGACAUAGUGACUUCCUUGAUUACAUACUUAGAGUGAUUGUGUGAUAACCUAUUUAGUAACAGAUACCAACAAAACCAAACUGAAGCUUAAUCAUUUGAAGAUCAAGGAUUUUAUGACAAUAAUUUCUUUUCAAUUCCCAAUUUAUGAUCUUUUUUAGUUUUCUUCAUGUUAAUUGGGUAUUGAGUUUGUGCAGCAAGUAUUAAAUAUCUAAGAUGUAUCUUUUGUUUUUUUACAAUCUUUAAAACUAUCGUAACAGUAAGAAACUGUAAUUUACUUUAUAUUAAAACUUUGGUUAGUGGUGUUAUGAUUUUUCUUUGUGUUUAUAUCUGAAACUAAACUGAAUAAACGAUAGAUAUCGAUAGACCCCUGAAUCAUGUUUGACUUUGGAAAGAAAGACCGCAAUCAGUAAGCAUGUGUUUUUUCACUGGUGCAAAAGUGUUUAAACGAAACAAUAUCUUAACAUACAAACCUUAUAUCAACACUCAGCAGCUCUCCUCUUUUUUAACAUUCCGAGUUUACCAGAGAAAAAAAUAUUAUAAGAAAGUGCAUAAAAUAUGUUACAUCUCACACAUUUUCUGCUCAUACGUGUGGGAGUGACAGCUUGUUUCUCAAUGACCAAGACCAUGCUCCACAACCUGAAAUAAAGACCGAUAUAAGAAGAAUGAGUAUAUCCAACAUACUGAACUGCUAUGGUGACCCAAACAAGGUAUUUUAAAGAUUAACUUAAGAAUGUUAAUUGGUAGUCGCAUAUAUCUCAAAUCCGUAGUCAACUAAACAUGUGGAUCUCUAACUCGAUACAUAGUGUACGAAAAUAGUGAAGUAGUGAGGAAAGUAGAAAGGAUAAAUAAGUCAUGGAAUGUUAAGAUAAAAUUCUAUUAUUAACCUCUGACAAUACAAAGGCAUAUAUGCAUAUGGCCGGGGGGACUGAACAUACUGAAGUCUUAGCUACAAAAAAAAAGUAGUUAAAAUAGAGUAACCUCUGAUUACUAAAUUAUUAUGCUCUAAUAUUAUAUCAAAUUAUUUACUGAUUCAGCUAUACACCAACUUGGUUGCCAACACUACAUCAAUUUGCAGUGACUUUUAAAUGAAUUCAUUUCAUAUCAUGUUAAAGAGUUUUGAGUAAAGGUGAAAUGAAGAUGAAGCUUUGUUUUACUGAAAUUCAUAACACUCAUUCUUAGGUUUCAACAAUCACAAAUAGAUGAAAUUUAUAGAACACAAUUGAAACCUAGUGUUAUAGACUGAUAGAGAGAUCCUAGUUCUUCAAUGAAUCAAGGGCUGAGAGCUUGUUGCACAGCUUCACUCCAUUAACACCUCUCCAUCCUUGCUGCAUCAGUCCUUUUCUUUUUUCUUUGACCUCAGCUUUUGAAUAUGACCGUUGUGCGGAUGAAACACAAGCGAGUGGGCUCUCUUCUCAUUUGGAGUUCGGUUUCUCUUGGCCGCUUUUCCUUUCUGGUCCAUUGCCAAAACUGCAUUGUUUUGAUCACUCUGGUUAAUACAUGUGUUGGUAAGCACAUAAAUUACCGUUUCUAACAUAUUAAUAUACAGAUUAUAACCUAGAACCUAUGUUCAAGUUAAAACAUGGUGAUCAAUUAUAGAUGACAUAGAAGUGUAUUAUAGGUGUAUUGUAAGCCAUUUCUAUGACCUGAAAGUAGUUCAAUGGCUUGAAUUUUGAUUGAACAUCUUUUGUUUCAGUUAUAUGUAACUUAUUGUUUUCUUUUUUUUAACAUUGUUUUAUUGAAACUGAUUUAAAACAUUUUACAUCAUAGAAGAAUAUGGCAAAUAAUGAGAAACUAAUGGACUUUCCACACCGAAAAAUAAAAACAUGAUUUAUCACACAUUAGAAAUACCAAACUAGUCUUGUUUCGAAAGUAAGGUGAAUUAGGUGUUCUCGUUCCUGAAAUAGCAGAUGGACUUCUGAUACUUUCAAUGAAAUCACGACAAUAAUUAUCAUAGUUUUGAUACGUCUUCUUCUUCAGUUACCUUAAUCAAUUUUGUCUGAAGUUAACUUCAGUUAAGCUAUCGUUGAACAAGCUUGAACUACAAAGUACAAAUCAGGUAGAUAGUUGGGAUUGACAAUUCACGUCCCAAAACCGACACGAAAAAAAAAUACCACACAAAAGAGACAAUAGAACCAUAAGCAGAUCCAAAACGAAGAAAAAUCCGUUUCUCGAAGAAGGUUUCACCCUAAUAUCGAGAGAAACUAAUAUCUCUCACCUCAAAAACACCGCAAAAAGAUGAAAAAUUAAUAGAAACAUAGGUAUCCAACUAUGGCAAUAGAAGUUAGAGAAGAGACACCGAAACAAAGUUCUCAGUGUUUUUACAUGCAUCCGCUCUUUUGGACCUCUCACCAGCAAGCAGAUUAUAUCCGUGACGAGGACCAAGGCAAACAAAUAAUUAAAAGAUAAAGGUGAGAAGCCGGUACCGGUGCUAGAAAAACCACCGACCGGCCUCAGAUCUAGAUUUGUCAAAAGACGGCUGCUACUUAUGGUUUUCUGUUCACUGUUUGCUACCACAUUGAUUUGAGAUAAUCCUAUAUACAAUAAUAAGUUAUGGACACUUCUAACAAUAAUUUAUGGUUGGAUACUCUCUCUUAUUUCUGCAUCUUUUUGCGGUGCUUUUGUGGUGACUGGUGAGAGAUAUCAAUUUCUCUCGAUAUUGAGGUGGAACCUUUUUCCAGAAACGGAUCUUGCUUUGUUUUGGAUCUGAUUAUGGUUUUAUUGUCCCUUUUGUGUGUUUGUCUUUUUGUCGUAUUGGUUUGUGGACGUGAAUUCUCAAUCCUGACUAUCUAUAUGAAUUGUAAUUUGUAGCUCAAGCUUGUUCAACGGUAUCUUAAUUGAAGCUAACUCGGGACAAAAUUGAUCAACGCAACUGAAGAAGAAGACGUACCAAAACUAUGAGAAUUAUUGUCGUGAUUUCGUUGAAGGUAUCAUAAGUCCGUAUGCUAUUUGCUAGAACGGAAACAUCUAAUUCACCUUACUUUCAAAACAAGACAAGUUUGGUAUUGCUAAUGCGUCAUCAAUCAUGUUUAUCUUUUCUAUUUUCCGGUGUGGAAAGACCAUUAGUUUCUCAUUAUUUAUCAUAUUCUUCGAUGUAAUAUGUUCCAAAUCUAUAUUAUAAUGGGAUAAUUUCCUCACUACUGAGGCUGUCCACAUGGGCAGAUUGUGGACCUCACAUUUAAUAUAUUUUUUUCCAACCGAGUGGGCUUUGAAAUGUGAUCUAUGCUCAUUUGUUUGGUGGGAUUCGGACAAAUCAGCCCAUAAGCAUCAUAUGAACGAUCUCCAGCAGGUACAUUUACUUUUGAUGGGUUCCACUUAAACAGUAGUUAUUUCAUCUGCCAAUGUUCCCGCUUUUGUUCGUAAUUUAAAUGUGGGCUUAUUUCAUUAUAUUAUUUGUGGGAUGAUUUAUCUCGAAGCCCAUAUGUCAAGCCUUCUUAUUAAAUAAGGUUUUGUUUUGUAUCCCAAAGAAAGCUAAACUUUGCGUUUAAAGUUAAAGUUGAUUAGGUCGGAAGUCGUCUUCUUCUUCGAGGAUUCAACAUCACUGUCUCAUCCGUUGUUCUUAAAAAAAAAUCCUUCCUCUCAUCUUUCUACUUCUCCCUAUCUCUUCAUCUCUGUCUCUUGCUUACCCUUUGUUCAACGUUUCUCUCUUAACAUAUACAAUGAAUCUUCAGUUUUCAUUAAAGCUAUUCAUUCCCAUAAACUCUCUGUCUCCCUUUCUUUACAAUUGAAGCUUCAUAUCAAAACCGAAGAAACACCUCAAACCCUAUAAAUAGGAGAGGAAUGAGAAUGGAAUCAAGCUACACCAACAAGCUCUCUUAUUUAUCUUCUCGCCAAAACCUAGAAGCCUCCUUCGAAAAUAUCUUGUAUGUCUUCCUCUGAUGUUGUUGCUCAAUCAGCCAUCCCCACUCAACCUUUAAAGCUCUCCGACUUGGUAGAACUUCUCAAUUCAAUGUUUGUUGCCUCCUCGGCUUUUGGGAUUCCCUUAACAUCAAGAAAUCGGUGUAUUUAUGAGAAUCAUCCUCCUUUUCCUAGAUGAAAAGGUAUAGUCAUCUUCACUCUAUCACGCAUGAUAUCUUCCAUCUCUGUCUUUUCUAUUUUUUAAAAGAAGUUUGAGUUAACUCAUCUGACUGCCUACUCAGAAUUCAGUGAUUCAUGGAUUCAAUCACUACCGCCCAUAUUUACGUGACGGUUCGAUCGUCAAAGUUGAUAGGUUCUCCAUGAAUCUAUAAGGCUCAUGGUGAACAUGAAAGUGUCAAAGAUCUGAAGGCCAUGGAAGCUCGAUAUCUCUCGUAUCGUCUUGGCUUUGUUGAAAACCAGUGCAUGUUUUCCAACUAUAGUGAUUGUCAACUCAAAACUUAAAGUUAUGUCUCGACCCAAUCUCAGUGUUUCUUUUUAAAAAUUUCGGAUUGCUGAUGGUAGCAGGAACUUCUGAGAUGAGGAACUGCCAAAAUGAUUCUCAUUAACAUGAUCAGCAUCAGUUUAUAGUGAGGCUUAGAUCAAAUUACCUUUAGGAAAGAAGAUGAUUAUUAUUCUGCAGUGUCUCAAUUUUGUUCUCUUAUGUGAAUUCUCAGGCUCUUACCCCACUAUUAAAACUUUCAGAAACAAAUGUUAUGAAAGAAGGACAAAACUCAUUAUAAGCAACCAAAUACCACAAAUGCACCACAUUUGAAACAAAACAAAUGAUGAUAAAUGAAAAUACCAAACGAAGAGAAGAUGACAUGUAAUAUAUUCACGGAGAGCAUAAUCAUUAUGUAUGUGAAAAAAUAUCACAUCAAAUAAAUCAUACCAUGUAAACUACUCUGCUAACACAAUAAAUACAUAACAUCAACUGCAAGAAAAGUAGCAUAGUACAUUAGGAUACCACAAUCCUAUUACAAUACAAAUUUUAAAAAAUUAAUGACCAUACAAAAUACAAACUUCACAAAAAAGCAUCACAUAGAUACAUUAAGAUAGAGCAACAACAACGUUCACGACUCCGCGCUUAUACGGAGUUUUGCCCUUAGUCAGUUUUAAUAACAGUGUAAAAAAGACAAUAUUAACUCAUUCGAGUUAAAUCACUUGAGAAUAAAUAAGCAUAUUCAAAUUAUUUAUAUGCACGAUGGUAUGCACCUAUGGGACUAUGUCAACAAAAUAAUUCCUAGCAAAAAGUUAGAAAGAAGUUCCUUAUUAAUGCCAAAACCGAUGUUUUUGAAUAAAUAUCAACCGUUCCAUGUCAAAUUUGACCGUUGACUUUGUAGAUAUAAGUAUUACCCGCCAUCCAACCGACCAGUCCCACGUGGCAAUCUUUUCCUCCACCCGCAACCAAACCGAACCUAACCACCAAACCAAUCGCCGUCCAAUCUCUCUCUCUCUCUCUCUCUCUCUUUAUAGAGAGAAGGAAAAAUUCAUUUCUGUUCUUCAUUUUCUCUUCUUAUUCCGGUUGCUGAAUCCGAAUCCGACCCAAUUUUCAAGAGGAAGGUAAUCGUUAAACGAUGCCGUAUUGCGAGGUUGUGAAAGAACACGUCGACGUAGAAACGACGCUUAACAAUGCCGGCGUCAAGAUCUUCUACAGAACCUACGGUCAUGGUCCUUCCAAAGCUCUUCUCAUCAUAGGUUUAGCCGGAACCCAUGAAUCGUGGGGACCUCAAAUCAAGGGCUUGACGGGAACGGAUCAACCCAACGACGACGACAGAAUCGUUUCCGAUGAUUCAGGAACCGCCCAAGGCAUGGAGGUCUGCGCCUUCGAUAAUCGUGGUAUGGGUCGUAGCUCCGUUCCCACCCACAAAUCUGACUACACAACAACUAUAAUGGCCAAGGAUUCGAUUAGUUUGUUGGAUCAUUUAGGAUGGGAGAAGGCUCACGUGAUUGGCCACUCUAUGGGAGCUAUGAUAGCUUGCAAGUUAGCUGCAAUGAUUCCUGAACGGAUUCUCUCUCUUGCGUUGCUUAACGUUACAGGUGGAGGUUUCGAGUGUUUCCCCAAGCUUGACCGGCUAACUCUUUCCAUUGCGAUACGUUUCUGGAUGGCAAAGACCCCUCAACAAAGAGCUAAAGUUGAUUUGGAUACACAUUAUUCACAGGAUUACCUAAAAGAACGCAUAGGCACCAACACAAGGAGGGAUGUCUUAUAUGAGCAAUAUGUAAAAGGAAUAUCAGAAACUGGAAUGCAGUCAAAGGACGGGCUUGACGGCCAACUUAACGCUUGUUGGUUACACAAGAUCACAACACCAGAGACUGAACGUAUCCGCUCUGCUGGAUUUCUUGUCUCUGCCAUUCAUGGAAGACAUGAUGUCAUUGCUCAGAUAUGUCACGCGAGAAGACUGGCACAGAGGCUAUACCCUGUUGCUAGAAUGGUUGAUCUUCAUGGAGGCCAUCUUGUAAGCCACGAGAGAACAGAGGAGGUUAAUAAAUCUCUUCUUGAGUUAAUCAAAGCGUCAGGAGUGAAGAAAACAGCAACUGAUUGGACUAACCUCACCAUGGAAGAUCCCGGUUAUUUCCAGAGGAGAAUAUCACUUAUUAGAAGCUCAUCAGAAGGCAAGAGUACCGCUUCUCCUUCACAUUUCAUAGUGGAAAAGUUUCAUCGCUGUCUACUUUUCCUCUUCGGGCUUCUGGUGUUGGUUUAUGAGUAUGCAAGAAGAGCUAUGAGGGUGGUGAAACCCAUCAAAGUUGGUCCUUCUCUUACAUAACCAACAAACCUCUCACACUUCAAUUCGUACACCGCUUUGAACAGUUUUGGUUAUGCAGUGCUUCAAUGAUCAAGCUGAAGAAACGUACGGACGCUAGAGUAGGAGAUGCUGCUUUUACAAGGAAGAGAGAUUAAUACAAAACUGUUGAUAUGUACUUGUGUAGAGAGACACACAUUUUGUUAUAUUCUAUUUACCUCGGAUCGAAAUGUACUAUUGUAAAGACAAGACUUAACCUCAAUUGAGACUUUAAAACGUUUUCUGUGUA